AUGCCAGAGUCAGAGAAGAGCAGCGGAUACGGCAGAGUGUGCGUGUUUCUCACAAGAAGCUUCGGCAUCUUCGCAUCUCUCGUUGUGUUGGUGUGUGGGUUCAUCUCCCUCAUCCCCAUCCCGUCCUACCUAGUCGGCAGCAUAUGGAGAUGCUUCGUUGUAGGAGUUCUUAUGAUAGUGACGUCAGUCGUCAUGUUCUUCCUGGAGGGGAGUGUGAUGGGCCACUGCGUCGACAGACUCUCAUUUCUACUCAUUGUCAACAAAUAUAUCCGCGACUGGAUGAGGGCUGUCCUAUACCUGGGGUUGGCUUGUAUUCCAAUAGCUCUGUUUUGUCUCUCUGCCUCCACCAUUAUUGGUCUCGGUCUCACCUUCAUCGUUGGAGCACUCAAUUUUGUUCUUGCUAUUGGACAGAAGGGAGAGCAUUCAGAGAACUAUGACAGAAUGAGGUGGUCAGAUCUGACGGGAGACGGGCAGGCGUCUUCGGGAGGAGAGGAGAGCGAGAGCGAGGAGAAGACAAGACUGCAGUCUGCAUGA
Molecule: messenger RNA, 534 nt
Organism: Geodia barretti
Lineage: Eukaryota; Metazoa; Porifera; Demospongiae; Tetractinellida; Geodiidae
Source: the annotation of a GenBank genome assembly